AUGAUGAACUGGGCGAAAAAGCAAAUGGCCAAUGCUACCGGCACGGCAGAGCCAAUUUACGGACCUUCUGCAAUUAUACCGGUUGGCAAGCAAGCAGAUACCACGCCUUACACAGAACUUUCGAGGGAAGAUAUGAAAUGGGUCGCUAUGGAUUCAACGAGCGUAGAGACUCAAACUUUCUAUAUUAUGGCUGAUAAUGGACAUAUUGCUAUGGCACAAAUCAUACAUAGUAAUGUCAUCUCGAAGCCUAAUCUAUGGAGCUCCAAUCAACUCAGUAACGUCGAAUUCAGCAAUGAUAAAACCUGCUACUACGCAGACGAUGUGGCUAUUGAUCUUUCUGAGGACGGCACUGAAUAUACCAUCAAAUCUAUGGCGAAUGAAGCAUCUAUUGUCAACCUUACAGUAACCCGAGUUGCUCCAGGCUUCCAUGUCGGGAAAGAUGGCAAAUCAUAUUAUGGAACAGAUCCAAAGGCUCCUUGGGGUUCAAUGCGGCAUGCAUUUUGGCCACGGACUAUCACCAAAGGAUCUAUUAUAACCAAAGAUGGGUCAAUAGACUUUAAGGGUAAAGCAUUAUUCAUACAUGCGCUCCAAGGAAUGAAACCACAUCAUGCUGCCGCCAAGUGGAAUUUUGUUAAUUAUCAAGGUCCACAAUUUUCGGCCAUAAUGAUGGAAUACACGACCCCUCCAGCAUAUGGUUCUACGGUUGUUAGCGUCGGUGGCAUAGUCAAGGACGGUGAAAUAAUAUGUGCUGGUGCAGGAAAUACUGCAAAGCAUACCAAGGUCAGGAAUGAUCAGAAUGCUGGCUGGCCAGAACCAGAGGCUGUCAAAUUCGAUUGGAAUGGGAAGACAAAAGAUGGCAAAUCUGUUUCUGGGUUGAUCGAGACUGACCUCGAGGAGAGGCUCGAUAGAGUUGAUGUUAUGGCUGAAGUACCUGGUUUUGUAAAGAAAAUCGUGGGCAAUGUAGCUGGAACAAGACCAUAUAUCUAUCAGUACUGCCCGCGUAACAAACCAACCACCUUGGUAUUGAAGAUUGGUGACGAAGAAAUCACAGAGGAAGGGACUCUAUAUACUGAAGCAACCUUCAUUUCUGAAUGA
Sclerotinia sclerotiorum 1980 UF-70 is the source of this 1095-nucleotide messenger RNA. RefSeq lists its product as hypothetical. Gene Ontology annotation, cellular component: cytoplasm. The record is from RefSeq and is a predicted model, not a curated record. Gene Ontology annotation, biological process: response to oxidative stress. The coding region runs from base 1 to 1095 and encodes 364 amino acids. Lineage: Eukaryota; Fungi; Ascomycota; Leotiomycetes; Helotiales; Sclerotiniaceae. The transcript is spliced from 3 exons.